Molecule: messenger RNA, 239 nt
Organism: Paramecium octaurelia
Lineage: Eukaryota; Ciliophora; Oligohymenophorea; Peniculida; Parameciidae
Source: the annotation of a GenBank genome assembly
AUGUCUGAGAACGAAGAUAAUAAUAAAUUCGAACUCUACUCCUGGAUAAUCUCCCAAGUAGUAAUUGUAGUCUUGGCAUUCAUCCUCUGUGGCUGUCAUUGUAUUGAAAGACGCAAGUUCAAGAAGAAAGUACAAACAUCUCCUCAGAAUUAUAGUUGAUUGAUUUCAGAGAUAUCAAAGACGCCCCUAAGUACAAAAAGAAUAUAGUGGAUCCAAUGCUAGCCCCUCUCAAUGGAUGA